Malania oleifera is the source of this 1193-nucleotide messenger RNA. RefSeq names its product vesicle-associated membrane protein 711. Gene Ontology annotation, cellular component: membrane. Gene Ontology annotation, biological process: vesicle-mediated transport. Bases 304 to 966 code for a protein of 220 amino acids. The transcript is spliced from 4 exons. The record is from RefSeq and is a predicted model, not a curated record. NCBI's taxonomy places the organism in Eukaryota, Viridiplantae, Streptophyta, Magnoliopsida, Santalales, Ximeniaceae.
GGGGAAGCCACUUUUGUGUCCUGAUCCCAACUGUAAAGGCGGCCCCACUCCCCUGCUACGGUGCUUCCUCUCCCUUCUUCUUCCUUAUUCAAUUCUCUUUCCGCCAAAAUACCAUCCCUGAUUUUCAUUUCCUCCAUUCCCAGGGCAAGAAAACAGUUUCCAUUUUUUCAGUAUCUCAAAGAGGGAGAGAGGGAGGAAGCGAACGACCGUCUCAGAUACCUAUUGCUCCAUCCAACCCGAUCUUCCUCAUUCAAAGUUAUCUCUUUCUUCUCUCUUCUUUCAGUGAGAGAGAGAGUGAGAGAGAUGGCGAUUCUGUACGCGCUGGUGGCGAGGGGAUCGGUUGUGCUGGCGGAGUUCUCGGCGACGUCGACGAACGCCAGCGCGAUCGCGCGGCAGAUCCUGGAGAAGAUUCCCGGCACCAACGAUAGCCAUGUCUCCUACUCGCAGGACAGAUACAUCUUCCACGUGAAGCGCACGGACGGCCUCACCGUUCUCUGCAUGGCCGACGAUACCGCCGGAAGGAGAAUUCCUUUUACAUUUCUUGAAGAUAUUCAUCAGAGAUUUGUUAGGACUUAUGGUCGCGCUGUUCACUCUGCACAUGCAUAUGCCAUGAAUGAUGAAUUUUCCAGGGUUUUGGGCCAGCAAAUGGAAUAUUACUCAAGUGAUCCAAAUGCAGAUAGGAUGAAUAGAUUAAAAGGCGAAAUGAGUCAGGUUCGCAAUGUCAUGAUAGAGAAUAUUGAUAAAGUUCUAGAGCGAGGUGAUCGCUUGGAGUUGCUGGUUGAUAAAACUGCAAACAUGCAAGGAAACACGUUUCGCUUCAGAAAGCAGGCUCGCCGUUUUAGAAAUACUGUGUGGUGGAGAAAUGUCAAGCUUACUGUUGCGCUGAUUAUUCUCCUCCUGGUGGUCAUUUAUGUUGUGCUGGCAUUUGUUUGCCAUGGGCUGACGCUGCCUUCGUGUCGGAAGUGAGAGUUGUUGGCAUCUGAGAUUUGGUUUGCUUUUGUUAUUUGCCUACUUCAAUUUUCUCUACUUACAGAUCAUGAUAAAUGUAAUUUGAGAUACUUGUGUGCGUGCAUACGUGCGCCCAAGUGGAGACUUUUGAGUCAGCUUGGGAGAAAGCGUAAGUUUGCUGUAUUCGGGACUACAAUUUUUUCCUGGUUUCCAAAUUUUAAUUUAUUUGCUGUUUCAUAGCUAAA